Molecule: messenger RNA, 1883 nt
Organism: Brachypodium distachyon (stiff brome)
Lineage: Eukaryota; Viridiplantae; Streptophyta; Magnoliopsida; Poales; Poaceae
Product: 7-deoxyloganetin glucosyltransferase
Exons: 2
Coding region: 1-1467 (488 amino acids)
Molecular function (GO): UDP-glycosyltransferase activity
Source: RefSeq, a predicted model, not a curated record
AUGAAGACCGGCGAAAAACCGCACGUCGUGUGUCUGCCGGCGCCGGCGCAGGGCCACAUAACGCCGAUGCUGAAGCUGGCCAAGAUACUCCACGCCAGGGGCUUCCACGUCACCUUCGUCAACACCAAGCUAAACCAGCAAAAACUGCUCAGCUCGCGAGGACCGGCGGCGCUCGACGGCCUCUCGGAUUUCCGUUUCGCCGUCAUUCAGGAUGGGCUCCCGCCAUCCGGUGCAGACCCCGCCCAGGUAUGCCACUCCAUCACGACGAUCUGCCCCCCGAACUUCUUGGCACUCCUUGCCGAGCUCAACGACCCGGCCAACUCUGAAGUACCGCCUGUCACCUGCCUUAUCGUGGAUGGUGUCAUGUCAUUCUGCUACGAUGCCGCAAAGGAGAUCGGGGUGCCGUGUGCCGCGCUAUGGACAUCUAGCGCCUGCGGCUUUAUGGGCUUCCACCACUACCGUCUGCUCUUGGAGCAGGGUCUCGUGCCUUUCAAAGAUGUGGCACAGGUCACGGACAACAGCUACCUCGACACCGUGGUCCACGGCUUUCCCGGCCUGUGUGAGGGCAUGCGGCUGCGCGAUUUCCCCAGCUUCAUACGUACCACGGACCGCAACGACAUCAUGCUGAACUUUGUCAUGGACUUUGCCGAUCGGUUAUUAUCGCUCCCUGACGCGGUCUUGCUCAACACCUUCGACGAAAUCGAGAGGCCGGUCCUGGACGCCAUGCGCGCCAUCCUCCCACCCAUGUACGCCAUCGGCCCGCUCCAUCGCCGCGCUAGCAUCGAAGUUCCCGCCGGGUCCUCGCUUGAUGGCAUUGGCUCCAACCUAUGGAAGGAGCAGCACGACGGCCUCCUCGAGUGGCUCGGCGCACACGGCACCAGAACUAUUGUCUACGUCAACUAUGGCAGUUUCACCGUCAUGACGAAGGAGCAACUCCUCGAGUUCGCGUGGGGGCUGGCGGACAGUGAGUACCCAUUCAUGUGGAACAUCCGGCCAGACCUCCUUAAAGGCGACACCGCCGUGCUCCCGCCGGAGUUUCUGUCGGCUGUAUCCGGCCGAUCCAUGCUGACAACAUGGUGCCCACAGGAGAAGGUGAUUGUGCAUGAUGCUGUAGGGCUAUUCUUGACGCAUUCGGGGUGGAACUCGACUCUGGAGAGCGUCUGCGCCGGCGUGCCGAUGCUCAGCUGGCCGUUCUUUGCUGAGCAGCAGACCAACUGCCGGUACAAGUGCACGGAGUGGGGGAUCGGGUUGGAGAUCGGCGGUGAGGUGAAGAGGGCGGAGCUGGCGGCGAUGAUAGGGGAGGUGAUGGAGGGGGAGAAGGGACGGGAGAUGAGGAGGCGCGCAGCGGAGUGGAAGGACGAGGCAGUGCGAGCGACUCUACCAGGUGGUCCUGCCGAGGCCAGCCUGGACACGGUAAUUCGUGACGUACUCCUGGCAAGAUUCGUCUCUGGUGAUGAUGGAAAUUAAACCAAUGACGAUGGGAGCACCUACAGUUGGUUGCUCCUUGCCGGUGGAUUAAACGAAUGCGGGGGUAACACAUUUUAGUUGCAAAAAAAGAAAAACGAAGUCAUUUCAAGCAGAGAUAUAAUAACCAGAUACUGCAUUGGUGAUUCUCCAAACUCCAAAGCAACUAACAAGUAUUAUAGCUAUGGAUGGCAAUGGGUACCCAUUACCCACAUACCCGUCGGGUAUUUACCUAUUAAGAUAAGGGUUUAGGAAUAUUUUACACCCAUGGUACGUAAAUGGGAAAUAUCUUGUACCCGCCGGUUAUGGAGGGUAUGGGUAUGGUACUAUGAUACCCAUAUCCUUAUAUCCUUGUACCCACCUAUUUACAGGCGGAUUGUACAUGUCAUAGGUAGAAGUGUUAUGUAUCACUAAAAAAA